AUGACGGCCAAAAAUCAAGAAGCCUCCAUCAAGAACAUGGAAAGACAAAUAGGUCAGCUCUCUAAACAUUUUGCAACAGAGAGGCUAUCAAGUUCCCUGCCAAGUGACACAAUUCCAAAUCCUAAGGAAGAGUGUAAGGCGAUUCAGUUAAGGAGUGGGAGAACAUUCAUGAGCAACAAUGACACUACAAGGAAACAAGUGGAGAGCAGCAAAAAGCCAACAAAUGCAGAGGAAGCCAAUGAUCAAGAUAUGGUGCCAAACAAGAACAUAGAGAACCCCAAAGGAGAAGAAGACCAGCCAAUCAAUACACAUAAAGAAGAAGAAGAAGCGAUUCAAGGACAACAGAAAAAGGAGAAGAACCUCACCCCUCCACUACCAUAUCCACAUAGGUUCAACAAAGAAACCAAAGAUCAACACUUCGGCAAAUUCCUGGAAAUUUUCAAGAAGUUGGAAAUCAACAUUCCCCUGGCUGAGGCAUUGGAACAGAUGCCCUUAUAUGCCAAGUUCUUGAAGGAACUCAUCAACAAGAAAAGAAGCUGGCUGGAGAAAGAGACUCUUGGCAUAGAGAAGGUGAAACCAAUACAGAUGUCAUUAGAAUUGGUGGAUCAAUCAAUAGUACAUCCCAAGGGUGUGAUUGAAAACCUUCUAGUCAAGGUGGACAAAUUCAUAUAUCCUGCAGAUUUUGUGGUUUUAGAUUCAGAUACGGAUGAAAGUGAUUCCAUCAUACUUGGGAGAACUUUCUUAGCCACUGCUAGGGCUAUCAUAGACGUAGAGCAAGGAGAAUUAACUCUCAGGAUGCAUGAGGAAAGCAUUAUCCUGAAAGUGUUUCCAGAACCACAAAUUAGUGAAGAGGGAAGCAAGGUAGUCAGUGACUGUUUGCCAAAGCAAGCAACCAACAACACAGGGGAGCAGAAGAAUGAGCAUGUGCAAAGAGGAGAAGGAAUUCAAAAAGGAAUCAGAUGA
Messenger RNA from Arachis duranensis, 963 nucleotides. RefSeq lists its product as uncharacterized. Lineage: Eukaryota; Viridiplantae; Streptophyta; Magnoliopsida; Fabales; Fabaceae. The transcript has 2 exons. The coding region runs from base 1 to 963 and encodes 320 amino acids. The record is from RefSeq and is a predicted model, not a curated record.